This is a messenger RNA of Penaeus monodon (black tiger shrimp), 774 nucleotides long. It is a transcript of the gene Tim9a, whose product is annotated as mitochondrial import inner membrane translocase subunit Tim9-like. The transcript has 3 exons. The record is from RefSeq and is a predicted model, not a curated record. The coding region runs from base 132 to 422 and encodes 96 amino acids. Lineage: Eukaryota; Metazoa; Arthropoda; Malacostraca; Decapoda; Penaeidae.
GUGGGACUAUUUUGACGAGGGAAGCAAAAUUUGGCCCUUAACGGCUGGUAGGUUAGCUUGUGCUCGUCCAUUUUUUCUGCAGCGUAAGAGCAGGCUUCCCAAGGUUGUCCAGAUAGCAAAAUAUCACAAGCAUGGACUUAUCUGCAGUGAGUGAACAAAUCCAAGCUGAAGUACAAAUCAAGCAGUUCAGAGAUUUUUUGAUUCAGUACAACAAGCUUAGUGAAAGCUGUUUUACAGAUUGUGUAUGGGAUUUCACAUCUCGGAAUAUUAGAAACAAUGAGGAUUCUUGUGUGUUGAACUGUGUUGAAAAAUAUACAAAGGUGACACAGCGCAUAUCAGAGCGGUUUCAAGAAAUUCAGAUGCUAAGUAAUGAGAAUGCAGUGGCUGCUGCUCAGAAGUUGGGAAAGAUGCCUGGUGCCUAGUGAGAGUGAGAUGAAGAUAUUUGGUUAGCUUGUAAAGCUAUAAAAUGAAGAGAUAAAUGUAAUUAAUUUUUGUUGUUUUGUUAACAUGAAGUAAUGGUUUUAGGUACUGUCGAAGAACUAUUUAUGAAGUCAUGCUCUUACAUCAUAUGGCAUAUUUUAACAGCUUUAAAUGUAACAUACAUUUAUAUCUCAUGUGUACAUUCCUGUGUAACAUAAAUACAUGUAUUAUAUGACUUGUGUAAUGGUUAGGAGGUUAAGUAGACAAGAUGUAUAAAAUAAUUGUAUAUUGAUGCUUAUUAGAAAUUAGUAAGCUUUGAAAAUAAAUGAAAUAAACCAUGGUUUAAGUAUAGAA